AUGGCCGCACCCGCAGACGACACCGCCGCCCUCCUCCGCACCGCCACCCGCGGCUUCGACCACAUCUUCUCCAACGAGAUCCUCGCCGCCCGCGCCGUGUUCGACUCCACCAACGACUCCGCCUUCCACGCCCUCGGCCUCGGCGUCUGCGCCUUCCUCGAGGCCGCCCUCGGCAUGGAGGUCAGCCUCGUCGCAGAGGCGAACAGGCUGCUCGCCCUCGCAGAGGCAGGCGCGAAGAAGCAGGCAAAGGCCACAAAGGCUUCCCGGAGCGGCGCCCGCUUCCCCCCGGGAAUCGAGUACGAGCUCAUCCACGCCGACACCAUCAUCCUCCUCGGCUUGACGAACGCAAUCAGCGAGUCCUACAUGGGCUACCUCCAAUGCUUAUACGCUUUGAACAACGCCCACUCCAAGUUCUCCAAGAUAUACAAGACCGUCUUCCCCGCCGGCCUCGACGCAUACGCCACCCCCGCCGCCUCCCGCCGGCCCUCCCGCAAGCCGUCCACCGUCAGCCUCGCAAGCCAGGCGCCCUCCACCGCCUCCACCGCCUCCUCCGCCCUGCCCCCCGCCGCGUCCCCGGCCUCCGCGUCGUCCGUCUCCCUCUCCUCGCGCGCGACGGGCUUCUUUGGCCGCUGGGGCAGCUCGCUCACAGCCUCGCCUCGCCCUGCGACGCCCGUGGCGUUGGCGGCGCCUGCCGUGGAGGGGGAGGACGGGCCCGUGGAGGAGCUCAUCGUGUCGGGCGCUGCGUUUGGGUACGGCUUGUUUAACCUCGUGCUCUCGCUGCUGCCCGGCAAAGUCAAGAGCGUCGUCGGGUUCUUCGGGUUCGACCACGACAGGAAGCUCGCGCUGCAGGCGCUCGCGGUGUCUGCGGCGAAGAACGACGUGCAUGCCGUCUUUGCGGGGCUGGCGCUCAUGUCGUACCAUGGCGUCGUGCUGCUGUUGUCGGGAUACCAGGCGAACGAGGCGCAUAUCGUGAAGCAGUACAAGAUCAUCGUCGACAAGCUCGAGAAGCGGUAUCCGACGGGGACGCUGUGGAUCUUGAACCAGGCGAAGAUACUGCGCAUGACGCACGACGCGGAGGGCGCGAUUCGCGUGCUGAGGGGCGGGCUUGACCCCGCGCGGCCUAGCGUGUUCGUCCAGGCGGACGCUCUCUUGGUGUUCGAGCUCGCGUGGACGCUGCUGUCGCAGCGCCGCUACGAAGAGGCGGCGGAGGCGUUCAUGCGCAUGACGGAGCUGAAUACCUGGAGCCACGCCACGUACUACUUCAUCGCGGCCGGCUGUCGGUGGUCGCUGCGCGACCUCCCCGCGGCGCAGCGCCUGCUCGACGCGAUCCCCGCGCUCAUCGACCGGAAGAAGAUCGGCGGGAAGGACCUCCCGACGGAGGUGCUGAUCAAGAAGAAACUCGUAUUUUACAAGGCGAAGCGCGUGCGGUUGACGGGCUCCGAGGCCGGAUACGCGCAGGCUAUCACGAUCAGCCCCGCAGAAGAGCUCGGCGUCUUCUGGAACACGCACGCGCGCAUCGGGAAGGACGUUGCCGAGGCGCAUAUCCGCGAGUGGCUCGCGCUCGCGCCCCCGAUUCCGAUCGACAUCAGCACGCCGUACGCCGCGUCCCCGCUCGAGCCGCCCGCCGACGCCCCCGACGCCGCCCCGCCGCCCCCGGCGCUCGACACGCCCGACGAGCACGCGCUCCGCCUGCUCCUGCUCGGCAUCGCGCACCGCACGGCGGGCCACCUCGCGCCCGCGCGCGCGCUGCUGCUCGCGGCGCACGCGCUGCAGCCGCGCGUCGCGGUGAGCACGUGGGUCGGCGGGCUCGCGCAGUUCGAGCUCGCGGUGCUUGCGCUGAGGGAGGCGGAGGCGGGGGAGCGGGCCGCGGGGGAGAGGAUGGGGGCGGAGGGACGGGAGGACGGCGAGGUCGAUUUGUCGACGCGGCUGGAUAGCAGGAUCAUGAUGCUCCGGGACGAGAUCGCGGCGAAGAGGGAGAUGCUGGAGAUGUGAGCGUGCGCGCGGCGUGGCGCAGCGGUAGAGGCGGUGUGGGUAGAUCGGACCUGGGACUUUUUUUUGGGGGGGGUAGAGGUUAGGUUGCUUCGCACAUAAUAGACGCGCAUACGUUGCUUUCUUGGCUUUUC
Messenger RNA from Heterobasidion irregulare TC 32-1, 2123 nucleotides. RefSeq lists its product as uncharacterized. Lineage: Eukaryota; Fungi; Basidiomycota; Agaricomycetes; Russulales; Bondarzewiaceae. Gene Ontology annotation, cellular component: cytosol; nucleus; mitochondrial outer membrane. The coding region runs from base 1 to 1992 and encodes 663 amino acids. The transcript is spliced from 17 exons. Gene Ontology annotation, molecular function: protein binding. The record is from RefSeq and is a predicted model, not a curated record.